AUGCCGCCUCACCCCGCUCUUCAAGUUCCAGAGAUCCUCUCAAUUAUCUUUGGGAAUUUUUAUGGCGAAAUUUUCACGGACGAAGACUCACUCGCUGCAUUGGCACGAACUUGCAAAGCCUUUUUCGAGCCUGCGGUUUUUGAAUUCGACGAAUCCCGGGGAAUCUAUGGCUUCCACGAUGAUGUCGAGCCCGCUCACUGGCUGAGACUUGAAAGUUACGCAGCUGCCAUUCAUGAACUUCAAGUUACCACUGAGGACCCUUCUGGAUUUGAUGGUUUUGUCUUGGUGCUCGCAGCGCGCCAUUUUCAAGGGCGGCCAAUGCUGCCGUCGCUAGUCACCUUGACACUUGACCACCCCAAUCUGAUCCCUGCCCUUCCCCUCCUCCUUUCCCCGACUCUUCGUACCGUUUCUUUUUGCGUCUGUGAUGAUUACUCCCUUGGCAAAUUCCCCUACCCCCUGCACAAAGGUUUUAUGAAGAUUAUCUUAGAACAAGCACCGUCAAUCAACACGCUGGUGCUCCCUGGGUUCCUCUCCAACCGCGAGUCAUACCACCCCAUUCUCAGCUUGAAAAAUCUACACACCCUCAUCAUUUCGACAUCUGAAAUACAAUCAGGGAAUGUUCCGCUCGACAUCAUUGCUUCUUCUACAUCCCUCGUGGAGCUCAAAAUGAAUUUCCCAAGUGCUUCAUCGGAUGCGUCACCCCUCGAUGUGAAAUUCCAGCUCCCCUGCUUCCAAUCGCUGCGCUCUCUAAGCCUCACUGGUGCCUCCGGGCCCUUCAUCAACUCAAUCCUUACCAUAUUUACCUUCAUUCCGAUUGAGUCGGUUUUUAUUGAGCUCGACUGUACGGACGUCCAAUGGAGAACUAUCUUAACAAGCGUGGCACAAUGGGCCAACACUGUGCAGCGAUUCGAGUUCACCGCCAGAUCGGGGUUGAUGAUCAUGCCCCGUUAUUCAGACCUUGAGCCUUUGCUUUCAUGUCAUCAGAUGCGACAUCUUAUUGUGAAACGUUAUCCUUUCCCUUCUUCACCCAGUCUAUCUCAUGACAACAUCGUUGAGAUGGCGACUGCAUGGCCUGAACUUCGUGAAUUGAAGCUUCAAUUAGCGACCGCCGGUGUCAACCUCCGAUCCCUAACUCUUCUCACCAAAAAGCUUCCCAGUUUACGAGAAUUGAGCUUGUCUGUUGAUUUUUCGACCCUCCCGGCUCGCAUUGUGAAGCGUCCCCGUCGAACAGGCGAACAAUUGUUGAAACUUGAUAUAAAUCACUUCUCUUUAGGCAAAUCGGAUCCUGUCACCGUAGCGGACCACCUGAACAAUCUGUUUCCUUUGGCGGCGAUCGACACUAUAUACACAGAAUCACCUUCCUCAGUGCACAAACUGGGAAGGGUUCUGAAUCUCUGUCACAGAGCUUGCACUCGGGCUGGAGUAGUUUUUGAGUAG
Messenger RNA from Laccaria bicolor S238N-H82, 1437 nucleotides. RefSeq lists its product as uncharacterized. Bases 1 to 1437 code for a protein of 478 amino acids. The transcript has 3 exons. NCBI's taxonomy places the organism in Eukaryota, Fungi, Basidiomycota, Agaricomycetes, Agaricales, Hydnangiaceae. The record is from RefSeq and is a predicted model, not a curated record.